CCAUACAGUAUUGGACGUGAGGAAGCCACAAGCUAGCACAGCACAGCCGGUAAGAGAGUGAGUGCGGAGAGCCAAAUUGAGAUGGGUGCAGCGAGCAGGAGACUGGCCGUCCUGGAGCUCGUCUCCAUCGUCGCCGUCCUCCUCAUCUCCUCACCAGCAGCAGCAGCAGAGUUGUCCGUGGACUUCCACGCGGCGUCGUGCCCGCAGCUGGAGUCCAUCGUGCGCUCCUCCGUGCAAGCCGCUCUCCAGCAGGAGAUCGCCCUCGCCGCCGGCCUCCUCCGCAUCUUCUUCCACGACUGCUUCCCGCAGGGGUGCGAUGCGUCGGUGUAUCUGAGAGGAGGCAGCAACUCGGAGCAGGGCAUGGGCCCAAACCUCACGCUGCAGCCGCGGGCGCUGCAGCUGGUGGAGGACAUCCGCGCCAAGGUGCACGCCGCCUGCGGCCCCACCGUCUCCUGCGCCGACAUCUCCGCCCUCGCCACCCGCGACGCUGUCGUCGUCUCCGGCGGCCCCUCUUACGCCGUGCCACUCGGCCAAAAAGACAGCCUCGCUCCGGCAUCGUUGGACCUCGUCGGAGAUCUCCCGGGCCCGGGCACCUCCAGAGUCCAGGAUCUCAUCGACCUUUUUGCAAGCAGGGGACUGCGGGACGCCGCCGACCUGGUGGCGCUCUCCGGCGGGCACACCGUCGGGAGGACACGCUGCGCCUUCUUCGAUGACCGCGCCCGCCGCCAGGACGACACCUUCUCCAAGAAGCUGGCGUUGAACUGCACCAAGGACCCCAACCGGCUGCAGAACCUGGACGUGAUCACCCCCGACGCCUUCGACAACGCCUACUACAUCGCGCUCAUCCACAACCAGGGCGUCUUCACCUCCGACAUGGCGCUCAUCAAGGACCGGAUCACGGCGCCCAUCGUCAGGCAGUUCGCCACGGACAAGGCCGCCUUCUUCACGCAGUUCGCCAAGUCCAUGGUCAAACUAAGCAAUGUGCCGAGGACUGACAGGAACGUCGGCGAGAUCCGCCGCAGCUGCUUCAGGACCAACAGCCAGAGCCUCGUCGACUUCGCCACCAGCGAUGAGGAGGGCUUCGCUGCUUCUGCUUGAUCAUUCAGCUGUCUGUCGUUGCUCGUUAAUUAGGGAGCUAGGUGCUUGACGUCGCUAGCUGAUCCUAGUCUCUUUAGUCUUCAGGCCUUGGCUUUUGUACGCAUAUGCUUUCGUUAUGUCCGUGCAAUAAUAACUAGUAAGACUGUUUUUCUUUCCUAGCUAGCGAGUAGCGAUCCCUCGUCAUUUCAACCUCGUAUUCUCUUACAUCCCACCUUGUUAAAGAUUGUUAGUACGUACGAGUACGCGACUAGGGAUCGAUCGGACGUUUUAUCCGAGCAAAAAAAAAAAAGAGUGUUCAAGCUGUUUCAGUUUAA
Messenger RNA from Oryza sativa Japonica Group (Japanese rice), 1412 nucleotides. Its product is annotated as cationic peroxidase SPC4. The record is from RefSeq and is a predicted model, not a curated record. Gene Ontology annotation, molecular function: peroxidase activity; heme binding. Gene Ontology annotation, biological process: hydrogen peroxide catabolic process; response to oxidative stress. Lineage: Eukaryota; Viridiplantae; Streptophyta; Magnoliopsida; Poales; Poaceae.